AGAAGAGUAAGCAUGUUGACUGCACUGGUUUUGUUGUGUCUAGGAGCCUUUCUUCUGUACUUGCAGCUGAGAAUUCGGCGACCCAGAAACUUUCCUCCUGGACCUGCACCUGUUCCAAUCUUUGGCAAUUUGCUACAACUGAACCACAUAAACCCAAUAAAAGACUUAGACAAGUUUGCUCAGCACUAUGGAUCAAUCUAUGGGAUAUACAUUGGUUCAAAGCCAGCAGUGGUGUUAACAGGACAGAAAAUGAUUAAGGAGGCACUGAUCACACAAGGGGCUGAGUUUGCCGGCAGAUCAAACAAGAUGAUGGUCAGUCAUGUAACAAGAAGCAAAGGGGUGAUCAUGGCAGAUUAUGGAGAAAGUUGGCGUGAACAUCGUCGCUUUGCUCUGACCACACUGAGGAACUUCGGCCUAGGAAAGAAAAGUAUGGAGCAGAGGAUUCUGGAGGAGGUCAAACAUAUCUGUUUACUACUGGAGGAAUCUGCUGGAAAGCCAAUUGACCCUCAGCAUCUAUAUCACCAAGCUGCCGCAAACAUCAUUGCCUCAAUCAUUUUUAGGUCACGAUUCGAUUAUCAGGAUGAAUAUUUUCAGACAUUGAUCACAACCAUGGAAAAACUUACUAAAAUUGCCAUUGGUCCAUGGGCAAUGCUCUAUGAAAUAGCACCAGUGUUGAGGAUUUUCCCACUGCCAUUCCAUAAAGCUUUUCAGUAUUUUGAGCAAAUCACAAAUCAUGUUCUUAAAGUUGUGGAGGAACACAAGACGUCACGUGUUGCUGGGGAGCCCAGAGACUUGAUUGACUGUUACUUGGAGGAGAUGAACAGGAGAUCAGAUCAACACACCACAUUUGAUGAGUCGCAGAUGGUCACUUUGCUGUUUGACCUGUUUAUUGCUGGAACUGAAACAACCUCUAACACACUCCGCACUUUAACUCUCUAUUUGAUGACUUACACUCAUAUACAAGAGCAAUGUCAGCGGGAGAUCGAUGAAGUCCUUGGUGCUCGUGAUCAUGUCACAUAUGAGGACAGAAACGCCAUGCAUUUUGUUCAAGCAGUGAUUCAUGAGGGUCAGCGUGUUGCUGAUAUUGUUCCUCUUAGUAUGUUUCACACCGCCAGAACUGACACUCAACUCCGAGGCUACAGCAUCCCAAAGGGGACAAUUAUCAUCCCGUAUCUGUCAUCUUCUCUCAGAGAGGAAGGUCAGUGGAAGUUUCCACAUGAGUUCAACCCUCAAAACUUCCUGAAUGAAAAAGGAGAAUUUGUGAAGAAUGAUGCAUUCAUGCCUUUCUCUGCAGGUCCUCGUGUGUGCUUAGGAGAGAAUCUAGCCCGCAUGGAGCUCUUCCUCAUUCUGGUCACUGUGCUGCGGAAAUUUCGUCUGGUCUGGCCGAAGGAUGCAGGAGAACCGGACUUCACAUAUAUAUAUGGAGGGACUCAGUCACUGAAACCUUACCCUAUGAUUGUAGAGCUGCGGACGCCUGGAGAGACCCAUGAAUAUGCUAAGUGAACAUAUUUGUGUCACACUGUAAACUAUCACGAAGACACCAUUUAAAAUACUAUAAAGUAGUUUAUAACGCACAAAACCUUUUGCUUAUAACACACAAUACACUAAAAUGUGACUAACAUAAAAGCCAUGUACAGUAUGACAACUUCUACAGACAAUAAUGACAAAAAAACACCUUUGCAUUACAUGAUUAAGGUCAUUGUUUAAUUGUGUUUGCUAAUUUAUGAAACUACAUCACAAAUGAAACAGUAUUUCUAUCAUAUUUGAAAAGCUAUCAGUUAAAUGCUAGUGGCUGGAUCUUUAGCUGUUGUAACAGUUAGCCGCUUACAACACAUUGAAAAGGUAGCAAACAAAAACCUGCUUAAAUAUUAUUGUGCUGCUAUAGUCAAUUAGUCAAAUGGAAUUUCGUAUUUAUAUACCUUAAGAAUUCUAGCCUAAAAUUAAAUUUGUUAAAAAUAUAUUUUAUACUUUUUACAUAUGUGCAUGUAACAACAAAGACUGUAACAAAUCAGUUUGAAAAUCAGUGAAGUUGUUCUUCAAGUUCUCAUGGUGACAGCUGAUCUUUUAUUAAUGUGUUUUGUUUGGCAGAACAUGCCUCUGUAGUUCUCCAUGUUUGAUCAACUUCUAUAAUGGAUUAUUUUCACAUUUAAAUAAAGCUGCAACAAGAUACAAAA
This is a messenger RNA of Danio rerio (zebrafish), 2174 nucleotides long. Gene Ontology annotation, molecular function: heme binding; oxidoreductase activity, acting on paired donors, with incorporation or reduction of molecular oxygen; monooxygenase activity. Gene Ontology annotation, cellular component: membrane. Lineage: Eukaryota; Metazoa; Chordata; Actinopteri; Cypriniformes; Danionidae. The record is from RefSeq and is marked predicted.